AUGAUUGCAGUUUUUUCACAGGUGAAAAAGGGUCAGGAUGCUCCAAUCUAUGUCAUCAACCUUCUUGUCUCUAAUCUCUUUCAACUCUGCUGCAGAAUCCCAUUAGAUUUAGUUAUCUAUAAUGAAGUUAGAGUCAUCUGUUUACAAAUGAUAUAUUUUGGUGUAUUGGUCAGUGUUGGAUUCAUGGUGUGUAUCUCCUGUGAAAGGUAUCUGGUCGUUGCCAAGCCACUGUGGUACAGAUUCAGGAGAAACAUCAAGACAUAUGUGGUGGUCUGCAUUGUGGUCUGGAUACUUCCUCUUCUUUACUAUCUAAUUAUAUUUCUGAUCAGUGUUAAUGCAGCUGUCAUCUUCUGCAUAGUGUUUCUCCUCCUGCCUUUUCCCUUGUUCAUCUUCUUCCUGGUUGGGACUAUCAAAGCUCUCUCUGGAGCUCUCAAUGUCCCAGCAGAUGAAAAACGACGAAUCACAGCCAUUCAGGUUGUGGUGCUGAUUAUUUACACUCUGCUAUAUCUGCCCAUCAUCAUUUGGCUCCUAUGUGAAAUUGGAGUAUUGGAUGGAGAAUUCUACUUCAUUUCAUCUACUGUAGCAUUUGUUUGUGGUGGUUUUAGUCCUCUUGCAGACGCAACUUUAUAUUUGCUCAGUCGGAAAAGCAUCCUGGAUAAGUUUCUAGCUUUAAUAUGUUCAUGUAAAAUAUCUAACAAUCAGGAGACGAGCAGCACAGACCAUGAAAGCAGCACUGUAACAACUACUGAGCCUGUUUAG
Poecilia reticulata (guppy) is the source of this 759-nucleotide messenger RNA. RefSeq lists its product as uncharacterized. Gene Ontology annotation, biological process: phospholipase C-activating G protein-coupled receptor signaling pathway; positive regulation of Rho protein signal transduction. Gene Ontology annotation, cellular component: plasma membrane. The record is from RefSeq and is a predicted model, not a curated record. Gene Ontology annotation, molecular function: G protein-coupled receptor activity. NCBI's taxonomy places the organism in Eukaryota, Metazoa, Chordata, Actinopteri, Cyprinodontiformes, Poeciliidae.